Durusdinium trenchii is the source of this 282-nucleotide messenger RNA. The record is from the annotation of a GenBank genome assembly. Lineage: Eukaryota; Dinophyceae; Suessiales; Symbiodiniaceae.
AUGCUCCGAAACAUCGCCUUUGUCCCAGCACCUGCGCGCACGACCGCGGACCCUGCAGUGGCAGCUGGCGCAGCAGUAUUGGCCACCGUGCCAAUGGGAGCAGAUGCCUUCGUCUUCAAAGGUAAGGAGUACUUCGACGUCUUCUAUGGCAUUGAGCCUUUGGCCUGGGCCUUCUGUGGCUUCGUCAUCGUCUACUACGGAGCCGUGGUGAAGAACGCCGCGCAAAAGUACAAUGUCCCCAUCCAGAAGAUCCCUCCCAAGGUUGGAGCCUUCGUUGGCAAG